This is a messenger RNA of Electrophorus electricus (electric eel), 1323 nucleotides long. RefSeq names its product sterile alpha motif domain-containing protein 9-like. The record is from RefSeq and is a predicted model, not a curated record. Gene Ontology annotation, cellular component: cytoplasm. Lineage: Eukaryota; Metazoa; Chordata; Actinopteri; Gymnotiformes; Gymnotidae. Gene Ontology annotation, molecular function: protein binding.
CGCUGUUUUGUUUUUGCAGUAUAUUUUAUGGCGUAGUGAAAAAUAAACGUCCAAAACGCCGCUUUUUUCGGCAUUUUACAAAUACAACGCGUUUCGUUUGAGGAGAAUUCUGAACACUUUGACUUUGCAUACCGUGCAAUGGGAGUUCAUCGUCUUGUCUGUAACCACAUCCUCCUUGUUAUCGUGCAUCUUGUAAUAAUUCUUGUAAUAACCGCUGUGGGGGUGUACAUAUUUGUCGGUCUUUGUUCUUGUUCACGGUAGUGUUCGACAUUUUGUAAACUGUAAAAGUUACAGACAGAACAUAAGGGUAAAGCAGUCUAGGUUUGCUAGGCUCUUUCCCUCCAGCAUUAUCCGCUCGGACUUUACCGAAAAAGAAGUUUAGGUCUGCAAUGGGAGUCGAUGUAUUUUGAAUAACAUACACUAAAUGACAGUGUAGCAUUUGCUUGUGAUGGCAUCUGCUCAAAGAAGAGAACUUGCUGAUGCCAGCACACAGAACAAUGCUACCAGGGCUGACUACAACCAUCUUCCAAUUACAAAAUGGACAAAAGAGACUGUUCACAUGUGGCUUUGUGAUGUGGUAAACAUUAACCAAAAACAUGCAGACAAGUUUGUUGAGGAGGAAGUAUCAGGUGAAGAUCUAGCAUGCUUUGAAAAGAAAGACCUACUCGAUAUGGGAGUAGAACAUGGUCCAGCUGUUAGGAUCAUGUCAAGAUUAAAGAAACACAUAGCACAAUCUGAAAUAGCAGCAUCUCACCAACAUGACAAGGAAAUAACACAGAUAAACAGACUGAAAACUGUUACACCUCAAAUGGAAACUUGUACAAAGGACAAAUCUGAGAACCAAAGACACUAUGUUCAGGAAACAGAGACAGGCCAUGAGCUCGAAAGCAUGCCUUUUACAGUGCUUCUUAAAUAUCUUAACGAACUGACAGAAGAAAACUUCAAAAUGUUUAAAAUAUACCUAAAUGAACCUGUGCUGGAUGAAUGCCGACCUAUUCCUAAAUAUCAGUUGGAGAAGCAAGAAAGACCAGAAAUUGCUCUCUUGAUGAUACAUUAUCAUAGAGAAGAGGAUGCUUUGAAAAUAACCAAAUCAAUAUUAAAGAAGAUUCCACGAAAUGACCUUGUGGAAAGGUUGAUGGAGGAUGUUGGUAAGACAAAUCAAUUAAUGACCUUUAGGUUCUCAGGCACCUUGAUGUUUGAUAAUUCAGUUACAGUUGUUCAUGGAAGUUUACACACACUAAUCAUGACAUGAAUGGCAUGAUGACAUGAAAGGCAAUAUUGGGCUUACAAUGACAUCCUCUAGCAUUUCUUUUCCUGGAGCCG